Messenger RNA from Coregonus sp. 'balchen', 1533 nucleotides. NCBI's taxonomy places the organism in Eukaryota, Metazoa, Chordata, Actinopteri, Salmoniformes, Salmonidae. The record is from the annotation of a GenBank genome assembly.
AUGAAGAUCCAGUUUGCCCCUACCAACCUGCCCUUAAGCAGAAGACUGCAGACAGCCUCCGUUCUACAGUGGGUCUUCUCCUUUCUGGGCCUAGGUGAGUGUCUGUCUGCCACUGUUCUGUGCUGUCUAUGUGUGUCUGUGUGUGCUGUGCAGCCGUGUUAGCUAGCCUUUCUUCCUCCUUACUUAACAAGUGGGGAGAUUUGUGUCCCGUUCUGUUUGCUUAACGGGUUGCUCGGUGUGGAGAAGUUUAAAUGGAAUUCUAUGAGAGUUUCCACUUGCGAGGCAGGCUCACUGCUGGCUGACUUCCAUGUGCCAAUGGAGUUGUGCCUGAAACAGAGAAAGGAACAUGCAUACAGUAAUACAUGCAUACAGAAGAAACUCACGUAUCUAACUCUUAAGUAACUCUUACAUAACAUGUGUUGGACAGUGGAGAGACUCCAAGUGUGUCGCAAUAGAUUUGUCCAUUAGGCCUUCCACACUUUUUAUUCUCCCAGAGAUGGAUUGGAUACUGUGCAUCAGUGGUACCUAGAGGACAAGAGGAAACACACUUCCUGGUGUUAGCUUUUUAUGACCACAUGACCUGACAAGGAAAAACUCUGGGUCCUAGUUAUUGGUCAAUCUGUUCAGGUCACGUGGUCAGGAAAAACUAAUGGCUUGAGUUGUAGUACACUUCUCAGUUUGCUUAGGUCUCUUUCUCUACCUCUUUCUCUCUCUCUCUAUCCCUGUCCCUCUCCUGCUCACUGCUGCUCAGUAUGUCAGCAGGUUAAGAGAUGCAACCUAAUAGUGCUGUGUGUGUGUGUGUGUGUGUGUGUGUGUGUGUGUGUGUGUGUGUGUGUGUGUGUGUGUGUGUGUGUGUGUGUGUGUGUGUGUGUGUGUGUGUGUGUGUGUGUGUGUGUGUGUGUGUGUGUGUGUGUGUGUGUGUGUGUGUGUGUGUGUGUGUGUGUGUGUGUGUGUGUGUGUGUGUGUGUGUGUGUGUGUGUGUGUGUGUGUGUGUGUGUGUGCCAGUGUGCCAGUGUGCCAUCUCCCGAGUGGCGCAGUGGUCUAAGGUUGUGCUAGCUGUGCCACUAGAGAUCCUGGUUCGAAUCCAGGCUCUGUCAUAGCCGGCCGCGACCGGAGACCUAUGGGGCGGCGCACAAUUGGCCAAGCGUCGUCCAGGGUAGGGAGGGAAUGGCCGGCAGGGAUGUAGUUCAGUUGGUAGAGCAUGGCGUUUGCAACGGCAGGGUUGUGGGUUCGAUUCCCACGGGGGGCCAGUAUGAAAAAAUUAUAAUGUAUGCACUCACUAACUGUAAGUCGCUCUGGAUAAGAGCGUCUGCUAAAUGACUAAAAUGUAAAUGUAUUGGUUGUCUUCCUCCAGCUCCAAGCUGCAUCAUGCUGUUCUUUGUGUUGAUGUUCACUCGGUUCUGGCUGAUCAGCGUGCUGUACGCCUGCUGGUGGUUCGUCGACUGGGAAACACCGUCUAAGGGAGGCAACAGGGUUCACUUCCUGUCCAACCUACGUGUCUGGGACUACAUGAGGGACUACUUCCCUGUAAAG